GAACUGGUGGGAACAAAGUACAGAAAAUUAAUAGGAAUGGGCAUGGCAAUAUCCUUUGGCUUAGGACACACGCUUCUGGCACUUGAGGCAUAUUUCCUCAGAAAUUGGCGCUAUCUGGCUUUGGUAGCUUGCUCACCCGCUGUUAUUAUUAUAUUCUUCUAUUUUGUUUUCAACGAGUCGGUGAGAUGGUUGCUAUCACGAGGCAGACACAAAGAGGCUAAAAGAAUAAUCACUAAAGCAGCACGAGUAAACAAGGUUAAAUUAGAAGAAGAUACAUGGGAACGGCUUUUAAAAGAGGGAGAUGAGGAAAAACAAACAAAAACACACUCUCAGCUGGAUCUGUUCAGGACCUGGAAGAGAACUGUUCUGACUUUUAAGCUUGCGUUUUGCAGACUUUCAUUCGCUGUGGCCUACUACGGACUUGCCUUAAAUGCUCAGGGAUUGGGAGGCAAUAUUUACCUGAACUUCGCCUUAUUGGGCGCCGCAGAUUUGCCAAUUGUAGUACUUUCUUCGAUCAUUCUUGAUAAAACUGGACGACGAAAACUACUGGUCUCUACUUUAUUCUUUGGUGGUUUAGCCUGCAUAGCGUCUGGUUUGAUACCCAAAGAGGAACGAUUACGUUUUAGACUUUCAUUCGCUGUGGCCUACUACGGACUUGCCUUAAAUGCUCAGGGAUUGGGAGGCAAUAUUUACCUGAACUUCGCCUUAUUGGGCGCCGCAGAUUUGCCAAUUGUAGUACUUUCUUCGAUCAUUCUUGAUAAAACUGGACGACGAAAACUACUGGUCUCUACUUUAUUCUUUGGUGGUUUAGCCUGCAUAGCGUCUGGUUUGAUACCCAAAGAUUUCCAGUGGUUAGCCAUUGUAUCAGCAGUGGCGGGUAAAAUGCUGAUCUGCGCAGCUGGUGCACUGAAUGACCUCGUCGUGUCAGAAGUCUUUCCCACUGUUAUAAGACACACUGGCCUUAGUUUCUGUGUUUCCUUUGGCAGAAUGGGAGGUGUUCUAGCCUCACAAAUUUUAUUUCUCAAAACUAUAUAUCAGCCACUGCCCUUCAUCAUACUUGGUUCCUUGGCCAUAACUGGAGGAUUUGUGUCUUUUUUCCUCCCGGAGACCCGAGGAAAGCCACUGUUACAGACCUUAGAGGCAUGGGAUAUAGAACUCAAUGGCAGGAGUUUGAAAAAUCAAGCUCAGCAAGAUGAAAGAGACGCUGAUGAAGUGGAACUUGAAAAUAUGAAAAGUGACCAAAUUGCAACAGGGUGAAGUGGAUCGAGACCUGUUCACUUGGGUCUUUCACAUUGCCAGAUCAAGUGCCUCGCCUACCUCAGCCUAUGACACUCUAUGUAAAACAGUUAUAUUGAGAAAGACAUAAAAUUUGAAUUAUUAUACCCUUCGUAAAAUUCUUAGCCUUUGAUUGGUCAGUUACAGUGCCCUAUUAUGUAUAGUAUGCGUGUAGUUUAUUGUCUUUCAUUAUUACUCAUAACUAGGCCUCUGAUUGGUCAGUUUUAAAACCUGUUAAAAAGGAGAUUGUCACAUAAGAUGUCAAAAUUGUCUGGCUGUGGUGUUAUUAUCACUACAGUUCAUAAAAUAUUUAGAAUAUUUUAAUUGUUUAGAAAUGAUAAACGCAGCCGUUACGGUGACACCGACUAAGUAUGUUGCAUUUCUUGCCGCCAUGUACGAAAUUGCCAAAUCAUUAACAUCUCAUCCAGGUUUGGCCUUACAGAAAUCUGAAGCGGACUUCUAUGUUGCAUCAAAAAAAA
Messenger RNA from Lingula anatina, 1754 nucleotides. Its product is annotated as organic cation transporter protein. The record is from RefSeq and is a predicted model, not a curated record. Gene Ontology annotation, biological process: transmembrane transport. Lineage: Eukaryota; Metazoa; Brachiopoda; Lingulata; Lingulida; Lingulidae. Gene Ontology annotation, cellular component: membrane. Gene Ontology annotation, molecular function: transmembrane transporter activity.